AUGAAAGGAAACAAACUGAAGAAGGAGUGCAUUUCCAUCUUCAUGAAUCUGGCAAAGACAACCCUUGGAUCUGGGAUACUAAGAUAUCCGUUUCUCUUCAAGACAUAUGGAGUUUGGUACACCAUUCUUCUAACGUCUGUGUCUGCUCUGGCAUCGCUUUUUGGGCUGUGGCUGUACAUCGACUUGAACGACUUCUAUGGCCUGGACAACUCGAUGUCGACAAUAGCAAGAUACAUAUAUCCUCCAUUGCAGCCGAUUGUGAAUAUAACUGUAUGUCUCAAGUGCUUCUUGGUAUGCACGGCAUACCUUGUUCUACUCAAAAAUAAUCUUCCAGGAACAGUAAAAAGCAUUUUUGGGCUGCAGAGCAGCUACCAGACCUUGUGCAUGCUCGGGGUGGUUCUAUGUGUGUUUCCAUUUGUGUCCAUGCACAAGAUCGAUAAGCUGAGGUAUACUUCUUCGUUUGGGCUCUGUGCUGUCAUAGGUCUUAUGCUGUUGUCGGUAUAUAGAUAUGCAACAGCCGAGGAUGUUCCUGUCUUUGAAGAGACAAAGGGAGGAAACUAUCUGGGAGAGCUGGGGAGCUUUGUGUUUGGGUUUACUUGCCAUCAGAACAUAUUUUCUGUGCAGAACGAAAUGAAGGUGAACAACAAGACUGCGUUGAAGAUGACUGUGUUUCUUAUGCUAGUGGCGGCGUCCUCUGUAUACAUAACUUUUGGACUCACCAAUUAUCUUGUUCUUGGUAACGGGAUGAAGGAGAACUUUUUCGAAAAUAUACCCGAGGGCAUGAAGAGCAUAAUCUCUAUGUUUUAUUUUCUUGUUGUGAUGAUGUCCAUUCCGCUGCAGACACACCCGUGCAGGAAGUACUUCCUCGAUCUCUUUGACACAAGAUACUCUACAGAUGGAAAAUACUGGCACUUAAGGUUUGUAACCAGCCUAUUCAUAAUACUACUAUCGUUUAUAAUUGCCAUGAAUGUGUCGAAGAUGGAAAAACUAUGCGAGAUUGUGGGAGGAACCUUCUCGGCUCUCAUGUGCUUUAUAUUUGGAUCGCUGUACUACUUUAUUGCCUUCUGGAACAGAGGAUUUGAGGUGAAGAAAAUACUGGCGUUCUUUGUCCUGGCAUAUGGUGUUGCGGCAUUUGUCUCUCUGUUCCUUGCGCCAUGA
This is a messenger RNA of Encephalitozoon intestinalis ATCC 50506, 1158 nucleotides long. Its product is annotated as putative aminoacid transporter. Gene Ontology annotation, biological process: amino acid transmembrane transport. NCBI's taxonomy places the organism in Eukaryota, Fungi, Microsporidia, Unikaryonidae. The coding region runs from base 1 to 1158 and encodes 385 amino acids. The record is from RefSeq and is a predicted model, not a curated record. The transcript has a single exon. Gene Ontology annotation, molecular function: amino acid transmembrane transporter activity.